Messenger RNA from Pundamilia nyererei, 2335 nucleotides. RefSeq names its product potassium voltage-gated channel, shaker-related subfamily, member 1b (gene kcna1b). The transcript is spliced from 2 exons. The record is from RefSeq and is a predicted model, not a curated record. Gene Ontology annotation, molecular function: protein binding; delayed rectifier potassium channel activity. Gene Ontology annotation, biological process: potassium ion transmembrane transport; protein homooligomerization; action potential. Bases 690 to 2180 code for a protein of 496 amino acids. NCBI's taxonomy places the organism in Eukaryota, Metazoa, Chordata, Actinopteri, Cichliformes, Cichlidae. Gene Ontology annotation, cellular component: synapse; neuronal cell body; membrane.
CGCUCACUUAUUUUCUCCCUCUCCCUCUCUCUGUCUUUCUCCUCAUGAAAUCCUGCAAUAUGCUUCCAAAUUCCCGGACGCGGACUCUCUCCUGAGCCGGUUUUCCUUCAAAGCCUCGGGGUUUUUUUAAAAACCGUUUUUACCGCAGAGAAAAUCACGAGAGUCUCUGAGUGCGGAUGCUGCUGCAGUGCCAAGUCCUCCCAGUCCUCCCCUUCAGACUGAGAGCCAGCUCUUCUUGGGAGUUCUAUCUUUUUUCCAGCAUGAUUUUAAGAAAUUGUCAGUCAGGAUUUUUGCUGUCUGAAGCCUACUCCUUCUCUUCUUUCUCCUCCUCCUCCUCUCUCUGCGGGCUUCUCCAAUCGACGCUGAAAACCUACACCAAGAGGAUACGGAUGUUGACCAAGACAACAUAGUCUAUUAAUAUUUCAGAGCUACUGUAAAGCGAUAUUAAACCCCAGGUUGUGGCGGGUGGCUGGGGAAGGUGCACAGGAUCUCCAUCUGCUGCUCUCCAGCUCUGCUCAGGUGAGAAAAAAGAGAUGUGAUGGCGAUAGUGCUGAGGAUGAUGAUGAUGAUGGAGAGGGAGGUUCUCCACUGCUCCUAGCCGCAGUAGGAGCUUCUCCACUCCAGCUUACCGCCUCCUUCUCUCCUCUACACCUAAACUUCCUCUUUCUCUCCUCCACCCGCCAGGAAGGAUGACUGUGGUGUCCACAGAAAACAUGGACGAGACUUCCACCCUGCCGGGUCACCCGCAGGACCCCUACCCGCCUGAUGAUGACCACGACAACCAUGACUGCUGUGAGCGGGUGGUUAUCAACAUCUCAGGGCUGCGCUUCGAGACCCAGCUGAAAACCCUCGCCCAGUUCCCGGAAACCCUACUGGGGAACCCUAAGAAGAGGAUGCGCUACUUUGACCCCCUUCGAAACGAGUACUUCUUUGACCGGAAUCGCCCGAGUUUUGACGCCAUCUUGUACUAUUACCAGUCAGGAGGACGGCUGAGGAGGCCGGUCAACGUACCGCUGGAUAUGUUCUCAGAGGAGAUAAAGUUUUAUGAACUCGGUGCUGAGGCAAUGGAGAAGUUUCGGGAGGAUGAGGGGUUUAUUCGGGAGGAAGAGCGACCUUUGCCUGAGAACGAGUUCCAGCGGCAGAUCUGGCUCCUCUUCGAGCACCCAGAGAGCUCGGGGCCAGCUCGGGGUAUCGCCAUUGUCUCGGUGAUGGUCAUUCUUAUUUCAAUAGUAAUUUUUUGCUUGGAGACAUUACCAGAGCUGAAGGAGGAUCCCAACGACCGGAUUCGCAUGGUCGGCAACACCACCAUGUACUACAAAGCAAGCGUCCUCACAGACCCUUUCUUUGUGGUGGAGACGCUCUGCAUCAUCUGGUUUUCCUUUGAGUUGAUAGUUCGGUUCUUUGCCUGCCCCAGCAAGGCAGCGUUCUUCAAAAACAUGAUGAACUCUAUCGAUAUUGUGGCUAUAAUCCCGUAUUUCAUCACUCUUGGCACAGAGCUGGCCGACGACCAAGGCAACAGGGAGGGUAAGGGUGGUGGGGAGCAGGCCACAUCUUUGGCCAUUCUCAGGGUAAUCCGUCUGGUGAGGGUGUUCAGGAUCUUUAAAUUGUCCCGACACUCCAAGGGACUCCAAAUUCUGGGGCAAACUCUAAAGGCCAGCAUGCGGGAGCUGGGCUUGCUCAUUUUCUUCCUCUUCAUUGGCGUGAUUUUGUUUUCCAGCGCUGUCUACUUUGCGGAGGCUGAGGAGAAGGACUCGUUCUUCUCCAGCAUCCCAGAUGCUUUUUGGUGGGCUGUGGUGUCGAUGACAACAGUCGGCUAUGGGGACAUGUACCCUGUGACCAUCGGAGGGAAGAUUGUCGGCUCGCUUUGCGCCAUAGCCGGAGUGUUAACCAUCGCGCUGCCGGUGCCAGUCAUCGUGUCCAACUUCAACUACUUUUACCACCGGGAGACGGAGGGUGAGGAGCAGGCCCAGCUGCUCAACGUCAGCAAUCAGAACUUGGCGUCAGACACCAACUCGAGUCGCCGCAGCUCCUCAGUGGUCAGCAAGUCGGAGUACAUGGAGAUAGACGAGGACUUAAACAACAGCAUUGACAACUUCAGGGAAGCUAACCUUAGAACUGCCAACUGCACAGCUCCCAGCCAGAACUGUGUUAACAAGGGCAAGCUGCUCACUGACGUGUGAGGCGGCAUGCGACCACCGCUGUAAAUAUUGUAGAAAUAUCUGGAUGCUUUAUAUCCAUUGGUGCAUUUUAUUCUCAUCUUUGCAUUGAUUCAUUCAGACAUUUGUGGAGACUUUAAUGCACAUGUGGUCAAAUUAUUAAAAAAAAAAAAAAAAAA